ACCUCGACGUCCUUAUCGUAGGAGCAGGCUUUUCUGGUCUCUACCAACUCCAGAUCUGUCGAAAACUAGGAUACAACUACAAAGUCUUCGAUGAUGCUGCGGAUAUCGGCGGUUAUGGUACUGGAACCGUUAUCCAGGUGCCAGAGUCGACAGCCCCACUCCCAUCUACUCGUUUUCCGCCGAAGAGCUCUGGAAAGAUUGGAACUGGACUGAGGGGUGGAGAAGUUCCGGGGUUUUGCCAUCACACGGGAAGGUGGCCUGAGGAGGGCGUUGACGUGAAGGGCAAGCGAGUUGCUGUAGUUGGUACUGGCGCCACCGGCGUUCAGGUCAUUCAAGAGAUAGGGCCAGAAGUAGGGCAUUUGACGGUCUUCCAACGCACUCCCAACUUUUGCCUUCCGAUGGGCCAGGCAAAGCUGGACGUGAAAACGCAAACAAAGCAGAAGCCACUAUACCCUACUUACUUCCGCUUCCGGAUUCAAACUGUCGCCGGAUUCCUUUAUAAUCCCUACCCCAAGGAUUAUACGUCCUCAACACCCGAAGAGCGUAUACUUCGUCAAGAAGAGUACUGGGCGAGAGGCGGAUUCCAAUCGAUUGGUGCAUUCAACGAUACGAGAAUCAAUCAGGAAUCAAACGAUGCUCUUUAUGCGUUCUGGCGGUCAAAGGUUCGCGCGAGGAUACGUGACCCGAAGAUGCAAGAAAAGCUUGCACCCAUGGUUCCCCCUCAUCCGAUUGGAGGGAGAGCUUCCCUGGAACAGACGUAUUACGAGGUCUUCAACCAGGACAAUGUUGAUCUGAUUGAUCUCAACGAGAAUCCAAUAGCUGAAUUCACAUCGAAGGGUAUUGUAACGGGGAUGGAAAGGAGCACGAGUUUGAUGUUAUCGUUCUCGCUACUGGAUGGGAUGGUGUCACUGGGGCGAUGA
This is a messenger RNA of Marasmius oreades (fairy-ring Marasmius), 920 nucleotides long. RefSeq lists its product as uncharacterized. Lineage: Eukaryota; Fungi; Basidiomycota; Agaricomycetes; Agaricales; Marasmiaceae. The transcript has 3 exons. The record is from RefSeq and is a predicted model, not a curated record. The annotation marks the transcript as partial.